This is a messenger RNA of Tetrahymena thermophila SB210, 372 nucleotides long. RefSeq lists its product as hypothetical. NCBI's taxonomy places the organism in Eukaryota, Ciliophora, Oligohymenophorea, Hymenostomatida, Tetrahymenidae. The record is from RefSeq and is a predicted model, not a curated record. The transcript has a single exon.
AUGAAGUAUCAAAUUUUAGAGAUGAGUACUCUUUGCUAAAGCAGAACCUAACUUAGUCAUUAAUUAAUAUCCAGAGCAAAAGCUUAAAAUGAAAAAACGAAAGAGUUAAAUUAACAAAGAAAAAAAAAACACAAACAGUAUAAUAAUGAAAAAUAAAUCAAAUAAAAAGCUUAUAAAUAAAUUAAAAGAGUUAGUCAUAUUAUUUUAAAUUCAUUUUUAUAUUAAAAAAUAUCACAAUCCAAAGCAUAUAAACAAUUUUUAGUCAAGCAAAAGUGUCAAAUUUGUGAGAUUGAUUAGUGCAGUUUACUUUUGCUUAAUCUAAUUCUGAAACACCUUUACCACUAAUUUAGAUUAUGUUAGUUUAAAGUUUGA